CUAUUAUUAAACAGAGUAAUAAAAUAAUACUUUCUUUCCUUUUCUCUUUCUCUCUCUCUCUCUCUUUUUUUUCAUAUAUAUAUUUAUAAAAUGCUAAUGGUUAAGGAUAUUAUCGAACCCAUACCUACUACAGAAACAAUUGACGAAGAUGAAAUUAAACAAGUAAGCUGCAAUGUGUAUGUCUGUAUCUAUCUAUCCUAAUGACAUAUGAUAGAUUAUCUAUAUUUUACCUAUCGAUCCCCGGACAAAUAGAAUUAUGCUUACAUCGCUAAUAAAUAAAGAAGAAGAAAAAUGGGCUUUGCCAAAAUGUGAAGUAGAUAGUUAUACACAUCAAGAGGCAGAUGUUCAUAGAGAAACAUAUGAAGAAGCGGGUGUAAAAGGACAAAUUAUUGGAGUAGUUGGAUCAUUUUAUGAAUCUGAUAAAAGUGGACAAAAAAUAAAAGCACAUAUUAGAGUUUAUGAACUUCAAGUAGAUGAAAUAUUCAAAAAAUGGCCAGAAAAAAAGAAAAGAGACCGAAGAUGGUUUUCUUUAGAAGAAAUUCUAAGUAUUUUUGCAAAGAAACCCUUUUUGAUCCAAUCUAUUCGCAUGUCUUCUUUAAAUAGCGGACUUGUUUCAAAUUGAAAAUAAAAAUAAAAAAAAAUAAAAUAAAAUAAAAAAUUUAAU
Molecule: messenger RNA, 664 nt
Organism: Cokeromyces recurvatus
Lineage: Eukaryota; Fungi; Mucoromycota; Mucoromycetes; Mucorales; Mucoraceae
Exons: 4
Coding region: 257-622 (121 amino acids)
Cellular component (GO): nucleus; cytoplasm
Source: RefSeq, a predicted model, not a curated record